Microdochium trichocladiopsis is the source of this 1083-nucleotide messenger RNA. RefSeq lists its product as uncharacterized. The record is from RefSeq and is a predicted model, not a curated record. The coding region runs from base 1 to 1083 and encodes 360 amino acids. Lineage: Eukaryota; Fungi; Ascomycota; Sordariomycetes; Xylariales; Microdochiaceae. The transcript is spliced from 3 exons.
AUGCAGAAACACCAAAUUGCAUCUCCUCUUGUGAUUGCCGACUCAUCUUUACGACCAGCAUCCCGAUUUAGUACACCACAGCCAUCGAGAAGCAGCAAUGCCAGACAAUGGAGUGCGAGAAGCAUGUGUGCAGCUGCCAACGCCACACUAGGGUUCGAAAACCUCCUCGUCCUCUCCAACCGCCCGUCAUGGCGGACACGCGGCGUUCAAGCAGCGGCGAAUCUGACGGGGCUGGAGUUCACCAUCCCUCCACAGCCGCCCAACUCCAAAGCCACCGUUGAAGCAUUCAUGUCGAUAAGCCCCGAGGGCGAAAAGUCCCGGCCGGCGCUCGGGUCCGCGACGGCGUGGCUUGCACACAUCGACCUGCUCAAGCACAUCCUCUCGUCUGACCUCGAGACUGCCUUCAUCGUCGAGGACGACGUCGACUGGGACGUGCGCAUCAAGAACCAGCUGCGGCUCGUCUCAGACAACGUGCGCGCGUUCCGGCGCCGCAAGAUCAACCUGACCGACGAGGUCGUGGUCCAGGACAACGACGCCGAAAGUGACCCCAACGACAACACCCCCUAUGGAACGGACUGGGACGUCCUGUGGCUCGGACACUGCGGCUCGCUCGGCCACGACGACGACAAGCACCGCCGGCCGCUGCCCUACGAGGACGAGUCCCGCGUGCCCGGCGACAAGUUCACCGGCUGGUCGCGCGAUUACUUCCUCGAGGAGACGCCCGAGGGCCACCGCGUGGUCCAGGAGUCCCGCAUGACCAUCUGCACGUUCGGAUAUGCCGUCUCGCGCCAGGGCGUGCUCAACGUGCUCGCUCAGGUCAUGAAGGGCGGCUACGAGGCCUUUGACGUCGCCCUGCACGCGCACUGCAGCGAGGGCCGGCUCAAGUGCGUCACCGUCUCGCCGGCCGUGUUCCACCAUUACGAGCCCAGCGCCGCGCACGGCUACGUCAGCCCCGUCAAAGAGGGCGACGGCAAGGGCAAGGCCAAGAGCGAGAACGAGUUUGAGGGCUUCAUGGGCACCACGGCCAACAUUGUCGAUAGCGCCAGGUGUCAUGCCCUGUGGGGGAAAUCAUGCUUGCCUUGA